CUGCUGUUUCUGGCGGGCUUGGGAGCAUGUCAAACCUCCAUUGACGCGUCGCGUCACUGAACUCUUCGGCAGCCCCAGCACUUUCUCAGCGUGAUAUGCACUCUUAUACUUCUUAGAUUGGACGUCUAAUACUGCCUGGGCUAUUAAAGUUUCACGCUCAGCAACACCCAGGCUUUUACAGCGAACCAUUGUUGAGUUAUUCACAGUUAUCAGAAGUCGGCGGGGUGAAUUCCCCGCGUUACGCCAUCCCCCGCGUUACGCCACGACUUACGUUAUAUAAGCUGUAAUACAGCCCUUGAGAAACUGCGUAUGUACCCGCAGCCUACGCAGCCUACAGAGCCUACAACGCCUACCCUACCACGGCCUAUUACCCCUAUUCCCUCCACUUUCCAGGGCGUAGAACAGGGCCUACAGCAGUGGAAGGAGCGGGUUCCGGAGGCCUUUAGUAGCCCCUCAAGGCAGAGCUACAGCAACUGGCUUACUGGGGCAGCCCAGGUUCUGGCUGCUGGCCAGCUCCAGGAACUCGACCUACGGGCUGUUCGGCAGCAGGUCAAGAACUCGAAGAAGCAGCGGUGGGGCCGGGACCAACUCCAGUGUGGAGGUGAGCUCCGGGCUUCUGAAGCCCACGAGCUUCAGGCCCAGAAGCUCGCUGCCGCAGAAGCUCGGAAACUGAGCCAGGCCCAAACCCGAGCCCAGAAGCAGCUCCGCCGGGCAGGAAUCGAAGCCCGGAAACGGGAGCGCCUCCGGAAGAAGAGCAUAGCUCAGCUCACUAAAUCGGGCCUCCCAAUUCCUCCGGAGUUGGAAGACCCUAUUACUGACCCAGAAGCCAAAUCUGAGAGCCAGUAUGAGAGCGCAACUGAGGGUGGGAGUGGUCGUGGGAGUGAGAGUGAGCGGUCUUUGAUAUCCUCGCACCGAUGCAGGGGGAGCGGUCUCGGUGAUGCCGGUGGUGCCGGUGGUGCCGGUGCCAAGCACCGAUUCUCAUUCCAACAUCACAGUUAG
Molecule: messenger RNA, 999 nt
Organism: Pseudogymnoascus destructans
Lineage: Eukaryota; Fungi; Ascomycota; Leotiomycetes; Thelebolales; Thelebolaceae
Exons: 2
Coding region: 310-999 (229 amino acids)
Source: RefSeq, a predicted model, not a curated record